CUUCAUUCCAUAAGCAGAUCUCGGUUGACGUCAUAUAUUUGUCGAUUCGGGUCGCAAACGGCAAUAAGCAAAAAGUACAUGGCAGAGAAAUGGAAAGCCCGUGUUGAAUUUGAGUCAAGUGAACCGUAUGUCUAAUAAGCGUGUGUACGAAUCCAUACGACUUUAAUACCAUUCGACCAUCGUAUUGGAUGCGAGCAACGCACCGCCUCUCGCGCCGAUGACGAGUCCAAUUUCAAUUUUUCUACUAAGUCCGAAUCUAUCUUCCUGGUCCGUAAGUCCCGGUGAGUCGGUAGUGUCCUGCUGCCCGAAUUGUAUGGACUUGGCCAGAAAUGAAGUCAUAAGUCGAUGUCCUCUUUUGAGGCUUGUAGCUUGUUUUUAGCUGGGCCACCUUCACGUUCAUCAUCUAGAAUUCUAACUAUAGCUUGUUCCUUCUCUUCUAGUCUUUUCCAUUAUAUCCAUAUGUACCCGUAGUGGUACGCGUAGCCUCAUUAACUACAUAUUUAUUCAUACUUGUCACCGCAAUUCGUAUUUCUUUGACAGUUUUGUCGCGCUGUCGUCAUUCCCGUAAUAAACCCUACUUUGGUAUUUUAUUCUCGGAGCCUUUCCUGUUUUCCAUCACCUAGACAUCGUAGAGUUUCAAUUUCUUAGCGAAACCAAAAAUCCAACCAUGCGGUAUCUAUCGUAUUGGGUGUUUCCCAUCAUAUCCGGCCUCGUGUGGCUGGCGACCCUUCUGGGUCUGCUAUUACACUGGAUCGUAGAUACGCAUCGCGUAAUAUACGCGUCUAUGGGAGACGGCCAGACGAUAGCAUACAUCUCAGAUGUCGGUGCAUCGAACCUCAAACCUUUAUUCAUCGUUGGCUGCUGCUUAACCACCAUUUUUCUUGACCUGUCUUUUGGCGCCGACCGCUGGUUACGACACCGCGGCCGCCUGGUGCCCAACACUUCUACCGGCGAGAAAGUCUUGAGUGGGUUGACCAUCGUUUUCGCUUUCAUCGGAACCAUAGGCUUGACCUUUCUGUCUGGCUUUGAUACCUUGCGAUACCCUCGGCUGCACGAUAUUUUCCUGCUACUCUUCAUCGCAGGGUAUUUAAUAUCAGCCAUAUUCAUAUGUUGGGAGUAUCAGCGUCUUGGGCAUAAGAACCGCCAACAUCGCGUGCUCCGGAUAUCUUUCUGGGUCAAACUCACAUUUGUCGUUGUUGAGCUCAUCCUUGCAAUUGCCUUUAUAGCAACGAACUUUAAGGGCCAAUACGAUAAGGCCGCGAUCCUCGAGUGGGUCAUCGCAUUCGUCUUCUCUUUCUACGUGUUCUCUUUCUGCAUCGACCUAUGGCCGGCCGUUGCCACGCGCAAUGCUCGCCUCUCCACCAAUAGCGCACGCCAGAUGGAGGAGACUUACUAUGCGACGCAUCCUAGCGUCCUCCCCGAUGUCGCCAGAGAUACUCAGGAUAGCCAGCGGACAUUGACAGAUGGUCAUCGAGGUCACCAUGGCAACGGCGGGCAUCAUAAAACGAGAACGGAACAAAGGGAUUUCUAACUUAAUGGUAAUUUGGGAGGAUUGCGGAUCGGGAAUAGAUACCCUAAGGAUGACUUGACGAUGGAUAGGUGUGCAACGAAUAGGUUUUGAGCGAUACCAAUGAGGAGAGUAAGCUCUAAUGCUUUGCCACGUUUAGAGAGACGGUUGGAAGGUCAACAUUGUUACCAUUAUCACACGGCGUUCGGCUACCUUAUUUGGAAUUACUGGAUUCUGGGACCAAUUAAUUCACCUUGCAUACCAUUGUAGCAAUAUUGGAGAUGAGAAAAAUCUCUUAAAUCUAAUACGUACAUUUACCUGAUCAAGUCACAUAU
Molecule: messenger RNA, 1842 nt
Organism: Annulohypoxylon truncatum
Lineage: Eukaryota; Fungi; Ascomycota; Sordariomycetes; Xylariales; Hypoxylaceae
Product: Frag1/DRAM/Sfk1 family-domain-containing protein
Exons: 3
Coding region: 668-1531 (287 amino acids)
Cellular component (GO): plasma membrane
Source: RefSeq, a predicted model, not a curated record